Molecule: messenger RNA, 1405 nt
Organism: Moneuplotes crassus
Lineage: Eukaryota; Ciliophora; Spirotrichea; Euplotida; Euplotidae
Source: the annotation of a GenBank genome assembly
AUGACUAAUCUUGAUGAACUUCAGCUUCAAAAGCCUGCAUGCAAGCAUCAUGCAGGACUACGGCUAAGCUCUUCAGGUAAUAUUGGGGAUGGUUUCGAGAGUGAAGAAGGAGGGUCUGAGCAGACUAAAGAGGUAUUCAUGAAAGCUAGAGAGGUAGGGGAGGGUAAGGGUUUUUGGAUUUUUGGAUUUUUAAAAUUUUAGGGUUUUGAAGUUAAUUUAGAGGUUAGAGAGGAUUUUUGAUUGGAAUGAGAGAUAUAGUUUAAUGUUGGAUAAUUGAAAAGUAUGGCCAUAUAUCUGAAAUGCUUUUAAAAAUGAUAAACAUACCUCAGAUCCAAACAAAGACCCUAAAUUUCCAUUUUAUAAAAUUUCCACAAUACAACGCUUUUAUCAUCAAAUAAUCUUCUAACAAACUCUAUUCUUCAUCAAAAAGCCCAUAAUUCCACAACUUCACCCCAUUAUCUCUCUAAAGCCCCAAAACCCCACCCAACCUGCCCCAAUCUCCCCUCCCCCACACCCUCCAAACCCUAAUCCAGCCCCUCUCCAUCCCCAAGCAGCCCCCUACCCCAAGCCACUUCCUUCCUCCACCCCCCCUCACUCUUCUCCCGCUCAUCCAAAAUCAGCCUAGUCCCGACCAAAAGUUACUCCUAGAAGAACGCAGAGCACAUCAAAGACUAAAAGAAGCUUACAAGCUUUUACAGGCUGAUUAUGACAACUUAGUUUAUCAGCUGAGGUAUGAGCAUUCUGUCCAAAGGCUGAAACCUGGAGGUACACAUAAUUGUAGAUGCCAGAGAUUUGUCAAGAAUGAUUCUAGAUCCAUGAGGAAUAAUGACCUCAGAGAUUAUGUCAUGGUACCCAAGUCAGAAGAAAAUAAGAGAUACGAUCAAGAUUGACUCAAUCGAUACGAUAAAAAUAUUGAAUCAGAGAUCUCUUCAGAAGCAUUCAUUCCUCGUAGUUAUACCCAAAGCGGGAGUGGAAGUGAUAACCUAAGCCAAGCAUUCUCAAGCUCAGAAUACUCUGACAAUUUUGACCAUGUUCUCCCUCCUGGCCAAAAUGGAAGCUAUGAAGCAACUAGUGCUGACUCUCGAAGUUCAAGCAUCAGAGGUUCCUCUUUUCAAGGAAAUUCUGAUGGAUCCAACUCUAAUUCCUCAUCAGCUAAGCCUAUGAGGAAUUCAGAUCAAGACUUAACUCACAACUUUCAGAGAGAAGCCAUGCAUGUUGUAAAUGAAGAGUCUAAAAGUGAGAACAAUGAGAUAGACUCCGAACGAGAUGACCUCGAAUCAGACCAAGAUGAGGACCAAAGCAUCUUCGGGCACCUAUCUCCUGCUCCUUCCCAACCAACACCAGAGACCUCUUCUCGUGCUUCCUUCCGCACAGGCCUGAAUUACAACCCCUAUUAAGCCCUCAA